AGGAAGAAAAGAACAAGCACAUGGAGCAGAACAAGCUCCUGCAAAAGGCCGUGGACUCGACCUUGGAGCGACUCCUGGUCUGGGUGCAGGCCGGCUUCGAUUCCCUGCGCGACUUUGGUCCCGAAUCCGUGCAGCAGGAUGCUGUUGCCUUGGCGGCCAUCAGAGAUAUGCUCGCGUGGCAUGGAUUGAGCCUUCGGCACAUCUUCAGCAGGUGUUGAGCAGUCAUGAGGAGCGCGUGCGGCAAGCCUUGGAAUUGGCCGAAAAGCAAUCCUCAAGUGCUGGGACCAGGAGGAGUGAGGUGGAUGAGCUCCAGAAGGCCCUCCAGGAGCAAACCCAGCGAGCGGAGGACUUGCAGCAGCGCCUGGAAGAGGUCGCUGCUGAACAAGAAGAGCUGGCGUUCCGUCGGGUGGUGGAGGAAUCCACCCCCCCAGUGGGCCUGCCAGGACUCUGCAAUGCUUGAUGUGGCAGGUGCCCCAGCCAGAGCGGAAAGUGCCGUGACCCUGAGCACAGCGCAGGAUGCCGGUGCCAACGACGAAGCGGAGUGCGUCAAAGAGGAGAAAAGUGAAGAAGAAUGCCCAGCUGGUGCUGCAGCUGCUUUGGAAGCUGAGCAAGAGGCGCAGCGGAUGAGACUCUUCAGAUGUCCCUUCGCGGAGGCGGUGGACCUUACAUACGUGAAGCGCGACAGGCAGUUUCCCUACAGCAGCGAUCCGGACGACCAGAUCCUCAGACUUGGACGGAGGCAGCUCCGAAGCUUCAUCGGCGAGGUCUAUACCGCAAAACGCCUGGAAGAUCGCCGACGGGAGAAGGCGGCCCAACCCAGACGAGCUCUCCAUUUCAUCAUGCAGGAGAUGUUGCGACGACAGCAUGGGGUGAAAUGCCUCGUGCACCAGAGGUCCUGGCAGAUUCUGGAGGCCGUUGCCGAGCAUGCAUCCGAGGACGUCACGGUGGGCCUCUUCGCAGACUUCUUGGAUGGCACCCGAGAUCUCGAUGAGCUGUCCUUCUACCUCUACUGUUCCGGGCUGGUCUCGGCAGUGCCUGAGGAACCCCAGGCAAACAUACCGCCCUCGAGGCUGCCCAUGGGCUUGAUCAGCGAGUCACGGUGCCUUCGACUAGUGGAGUUGCUCUUCUCGGACCUGCCGAAGGCCAAAGCUGUCGUGAAGGAAGAAAUCGAGAAGCAGUUGGGCAGUCGACUGGUGGAGAACUCCUAUGAGGAGCUCAGCUACAUGGCCGAAGCCGACGGCAUCGAAGCCGACGCACUGUGUUAUGCUUUGCUGGAAGGUUGGCGAUUGUGUUGCUUGCUCUUGAGCAAAAGCAUGCCGCAUUUCAACUGGCGGGACACGGUCUUGGCGUUCAUUCAAGCGGAUGUCCAUGGCCGCGGCUGGUUAGAUCCCAACGAGGUGACAAAGGUGGAUGCUCAGCAAGCUGUGCUCUCGCGCAGUCGGGAGCUGCUGCCUGUCAUGGAACAGACCUCGCUGGGCGCCUUCGUGUUCCGGAUCCUGCAGCACCUGGGGGGCCUCACCGAGGCAUCCCUGAAAGAAGACGUUGUGGCAGAGAUGUCCCAUGAUUUGGGUCUUGGAAAGAAGGAGCAUGAGGUCGGGCCAAGCUGUUCGCUGUCAGGUGGCCUUCGGCUCACUCGAGCGAUCUCUCGGCGUCUACUUGAAAUGGCUCCUUCACAGCGAAGAGCCUCGAGACCGUUCAGUGUACAAAAGCGUGAAGGCCCGGAUUUUUGCCAUCAGGCGUGCUGCGAGCUUGGGCAAAUCCUGGCCACUGAUCCACAAUCUCCGGUGUUUGCUGGUCCUGUUGCUCAGCCAUCAAUUUGAUUUGCAGCUCGUCCGAGAGGAGGCCCAGCCAGAACACGUGGGAUGGGAAUUGACGGCGCUCCUGCAAGUCCUUCGUGAGAGUUGGAGGAGGGGUGCCAGUGGUACUGAAGGGGUGGACUCCGGCCCAGACUUCGGUGCGGAGCUGGAAGAGGUGGGCGAGCGGUCCGAGCUGCGGGACGACGCUGGGGACCGGUCGGGGUCGGAAGCGCGUCCGGUGAGCGGCAAGGAACGGGCGGUGUAUUCCGUGAGUUUCACCGUGGGCCAAAAUUCGGCUCAAGAUUGACGAGCUUCGGGUGGUCAAGUCAUAGAGUUCGGUUGGGGUCAAUCCGG
Molecule: messenger RNA, 2150 nt
Organism: Durusdinium trenchii
Lineage: Eukaryota; Dinophyceae; Suessiales; Symbiodiniaceae
Source: the annotation of a GenBank genome assembly